UCCCCCCACUCACCCGGGAACCUGAGAGAUAUAAGGCACAACGUGAGCAGGGACUCGUUCCACAGUAGGGUCCGGAGGAGCGAUGGUCACCCGGGAUCGAGCCGAGAAUAGGGACGGCCCCAAGAUGCUGAAGCCGCUUGUGGAGAAGCGGCGCCGGGACCGCAUCAACCGCAGCCUGGAAGAGCUGAGGCUGCUGCUACUGGAGCGGACCCGGGACCAGAACCUCCGGAACCCGAAGCUGGAGAAAGCAGAGAUACUGGAGUUCGCCGUGGGCUACUUGAGGGAGCGAAGCCGGGUGGAGGCCCCGGGGGUCCCCCGGUCCCCAGCUCAGGACGCCGAGGCGCUCGCCAGCUGCUACUUGUCCGGCUUUCGCGAGUGCCUAUUUCGCCUGGCGGCCUUCGCGCACGACGCCAGCCCCGCCGCCCGUGCCCAGCUCUUCUCCGCGCUGCACGGCUACCUGCGCCCGAAGCCGCCCCGGCCGGAACCGGUAGAUCCGAGGCCCCAAGCGUCGCGCCCACCGCUGGACCCCGCCGCCCCGGCGCCUGGCCCGGCGCUGCACCAGCGUCCCCCAAUGCACCAGGGCCCCCCUAGCCCGCGCUGCGCCUGGUCCCCGUUCCCUUGCUCUCCCCGCGCCGGGGAUUCAGGCGAGCCGGCGCCCCUCACCGGACUGCUGCCGCCACCACCGCCGCCUCACAGACAAGACGGGGCGCCCAAGGCCCCGCCGCCCCCGCCGCCCGCUUUCUGGAGACCUUGGCCCUAAGCUUUGAGGGGUGGGGGCGGGGGCGGGGGCGGAGGCUGGGGUUAGGGUAGAGACUCCAGCCCGAGGGCAGCAGAGGGACCCGGGCGUCGGGGAGAGGAGGUGUUGGGGAGGGCGGCGGGGCGCGCGGGCGCAGCGCGCGGGUGAGAUGUGGUUUAUAUUAGAGUAUCUAUAUAAAUAUAUAUUUCCCUGGUUCCUGUCCCUUUUCCCUGCCCCCCUCCUCCCCUUGCGUCUAGGAUUGUACCCUUUCUGCCCCCGGCCCAGCUCCUUCUCGAGUCCCUAGUGCAUGGAAUAAAGUGGUUAUUAAAUCCCGGUGUGUCCCCGAGCCAGGGGCCUGCCUUUAUCUCGGCGUCCACGCCCACUUUCCCUCCCCUUCUGUCUCCUGCCCCCCCCCAGUCCUGCUCUCCAUGGCCCAAGCCCCGGGGCAGACAGGUAAGUAAAGAAGAGAGCAGAGAGAAUGGGGUUGGAACUGAAAACAGGUGGAAAACAGAGAUAGGGGAGAAGGGGUGGGAUCCUGAAACAGAAAGGAAAAAGGUGAAAUAAAACCGACUCUGGUGGGAUUCGAACCCACAACCUUUGAAUCACCUGCUGAGCACUAGAAGUCCAAUGCGCUAUCCAUUGCGCCACAGAGCCAUCUAGCGGGCGGCGGCGUCUAACGGCCUACGGGUACUAGAAGGGGAAAGGGGCACCGGAGGGACAGAAGUGUGAGCGAAUUGGGUGGGAGGUGCCAAGAGUGCUUGGUUUGGACUUCAGAGGCCUGCCUGGGAGAGGUAGCUACAGGCGCAAAGCAGGUGAGCCAGAUGGCAGUGCGGGCGCGCAUGGGUGGAAGAAACAGGGAGAGAGAGAGCAACCGAAUAUGAGCGUGAGGGCGAGUACAGAGCUCCGGCUGCCCGCUUGGGAGAUGCCUCCAAUCCAGGAGCACCCCACUCCCAAAUGUGGGCCCACCCUUCAAAAUAAACUUGUUUUGCUGUAAA
Messenger RNA from Hipposideros armiger (great roundleaf bat), 1731 nucleotides. It is a transcript of the gene HES7, whose product is annotated as hes family bHLH transcription factor 7. The record is from RefSeq and is a predicted model, not a curated record. Gene Ontology annotation, molecular function: DNA binding; protein dimerization activity. The transcript has 4 exons. NCBI's taxonomy places the organism in Eukaryota, Metazoa, Chordata, Mammalia, Chiroptera, Hipposideridae. Bases 83 to 760 code for a protein of 225 amino acids. Gene Ontology annotation, biological process: regulation of DNA-templated transcription.